AUGGAAGGAAAAGUGUACUUUCUUCACUGUGACCUUAUCCGCAUAAACUGAAUUCUGCUGGACGGACUUCUUGUUUAUCUUUUUGUUUGAGCGCUAACAGGAAUGGAUGAAUAAGGAUUUUUAUAGAUCGUUUUUAGAAGAAGAUAGUUUAGCAGUAGUUAAUUUAUUAUCCCCAUCAUGGUAUCCUUAAUUGCAUGCUUUUUAAACAGCAUUGGCAAAUUGAUUCCAAAACCUCACUCUUACCAUACUCAUGCCUUUGGUUUACCUUUACCUCAAGCGUUUCACAGAUCUGUAGACCCUGCCUGGCUUGAAGAAUUUGAGGAGAUACUAGUCAUUGGAGAUGUGCAUGGAUGCUAUGACGAACUUAAAUUACUGUUAAAAAAAGCUAAUGCUGAAGAAGAUUCUGUCCUGAAGAUCUUUGUUGGAGAUCUGGUGAAUAAAGGACCCAAAAGUAAAGAAGUUCUGAAUUUAUUGAUGAAUUCUACAUCUAUGGUUUCAGUUAGGGGCAAUCACGACGAAGUUGUCCUACGAGAAUAUUUUGAGUCAAAAAACCCUAAUUACAAACUGAGUCCAGAAAACGCCUGGAUCAAUGAUUUAAGAAUGGAUGAGGUUCGAUAUCUAGUGGAACUACCUUAUACUAUUUCUCUACCAUCGUUGAAUACCAUUAUAGUCCAUGCGGGACUUUUACCUGGAAUGCCAUUGGAGAGUAAUGAUAUCAUGGAUAUGGUUGUAAUGAGGAAUAUAAUUGUAUCAGAUUAUUUCUGGGAUGGUGGUCUUUUGGCGACCAAAAAUCCAAAGGAAGGAGAACCGUGGGCAUCACUUUGGAGAGGUCCACAACAUGUAUAUUUUGGACAUGAUGCCAAGCGAAUGUUGCAGUGCUAUUCACAUGCUACAGGUCUGGAUACCGGCUGUGUGUAUGGAAACUGGUUAACAGGAGUUUUUAUUAAAGGUAAAAGAAAAGGAGAAUUUGUGAAGCAAGAUGCGUUGAAAACACACAAAAAAACGAAGUCUAAAGACUAAUCAUACUGUGUAAAUAACAGAUUUAUGAUGUUAUGUAUAAUUAUUAAUAAAGUUGCAUAAACAUUA
Messenger RNA from Parasteatoda tepidariorum (common house spider), 1086 nucleotides. RefSeq lists its product as uncharacterized. Gene Ontology annotation, cellular component: cytoplasm. Gene Ontology annotation, molecular function: endopolyphosphatase activity; phosphatase activity. Lineage: Eukaryota; Metazoa; Arthropoda; Arachnida; Araneae; Theridiidae. Gene Ontology annotation, biological process: polyphosphate catabolic process. The record is from RefSeq and is a predicted model, not a curated record.